Clunio marinus is the source of this 2274-nucleotide messenger RNA. NCBI's taxonomy places the organism in Eukaryota, Metazoa, Arthropoda, Insecta, Diptera, Chironomidae. The record is from the annotation of a GenBank genome assembly.
AUGAGUUUUGUGACAAUUUCAAAGAUUAUUUUCAUUGUUCUUUUGAUUUCCAACUUCACAUCAUGUCAAGAUGUGAGUGUCAGAGUUCAGCAAGGAACUUUAGUUGGUCUUAAAAUAUUCCCUGAAGCAUCACGCAUUCCGAUUUACACAUAUUUGGGUGUUCCGUAUGCGGAACCUACAUUUGGUGCUAAUCGUUUUGUUGCUCCAAAAUCACCAGAAAUUUGGAAUAGAACGUAUUAUGCUAGAGACUACAAGCCCGUUUGUCCGCAGCUUGAAACAUCUGAUGAUUCAUCGGAAAGUCGCUAUCGAAAGUCAUCUGAAGAUUGUCUUUAUUUAAAUAUUUGGGUUCCUGAAACGGCAAUGAAAAUUGGUGGAUUUCCAAUUGUUAUUGUUAUCACAGGUCAAGAAUCUUCAGACUGGUCAAUGAACAGAAUCUCAGGGUUAGAUUUAGCAGCUGAAGGUGUCAUCGUCAUCACAAUUCAAUACAGAACAAAUGUUUUUGGAUGGUUAUCGUUAGAUAAUGAUCUCAGUCCCGGAAAUCUCGGUUUGAUGGAUCAGAUCAUGGCGUUUGAAUGGAUUAUCGAGAAUGUUCAUAAGUUUGGGGGAGAUAUGAGAAAUGUUACUCUACUCGGUCAUGGUCCGAUGGGUGUUUACAACAGUUUUUAUCAUCUGCUGUCACCGAAGACCAAACGACUCUUUUCAAGAGCUGUAUUGAUGUCUGGAAGCAUGUUUGCACCAUAUCCACUUAAUCACGAUGCAUCUGAAGAUUUUGUAAGAUUAUUGACAUGUGAUUCAAUAGAUGAAAAGAUGAUAUUGAAGUGUCUUCAAACAAAAAGUUUGGAAGAACUUUUAAAAGCAUAUGAAAGUAUUAUUCGCAAUGAAAACAGAAGUAAUCGAUUUUUUGGGCCAACUGUUGACAGUUUCGUCAAUGACAUUGAUGCGCGAAUGUUUUUAAAUGAACCAUUUAGGCUGAUUACCGAAUAUAAUUACACUAUUGAUGUUCCAAUUCUGAUGGGAAUAACCAGUAAUGAAGGCGCAUUUGUUGAUGAAUUUCUCAUGAAUUAUGGUAAACAAGGGUACAGAAAGUUUAAAAGUUUCAUUGAGCUAAAUAUUUUACCAACGUUGUUGAAAAAAUCUCAUUUUGAUGGAUUUAAUAAGCGUCAGAUUCGCGAUGCUAUCAACUGGCACUACUUCCAACAAGUUCCUAAAACAACGUCACACUUACUCAAUUCCCUCAUCAAAAUCACAACUGAAAUCUCAUACGAAUUGCCUUUAUUUAAAACAAUCGAGUUGCUGACGGCUCCAUUUGACCUACAGAAAGAUCAAAUCGUAUUCAGUGAUCAAAACAUUUCGAUGAAGCGACAAAAGAAUGAAAAUAAAAGUGUCACUAGUGGAAAAUUGCUCGACUUUAGUGUAGUGGAGCAGCAGAGAAGUGUCAACAACAAUAUUUAUGUGUACGUUUUCCAUCAUUCCAACGCAAUGGAUAUGCGAGGGAAUAUAAAUUAUUUUGGUGGUGCACAACAUAGUUCUGAUUUACCUUUUCUAUUCGGGCCAAGCUUAUUCAAGCAGAUAAGUCGUCGGAGACUCUCACAAACUGAAGAAAAAUUGUGUAAAAAGUUUAAACAACUUUUCGGAGAUUUCAUUAAAACUGGAAAUCCAACACCUGAUCGACUUUUCGAUUCUUGGCAUCCUUAUAAUGCAAAUACAAAAUAUAUCAAAAUUAUGGGAACAAAAAUUGAUAAUUUGCUUCACAAUCGAAUACUUAAAGAUUCUUCAUUUGAUGAAAAUCGUGAUAAAAUUGAAGACAUGCUUUCAGCUGACACAGAAGAGAAAAUUCAAGUCGUCUCGAAUCAUCAGUUUAAUCCUUACGACUUGAGUAAUGUUAAUCAUGGAUACGAAGAACCAAACCGAAUGUCGCGACAAUUUGAUUCAGUUGUGUCUAAUGUUGCUAAGAACACUGAUUAUUAUUUUUAUUUGAGACGAAUUUACUCAUUUUGGUAUGAGUAUUUACCAUCAUUAUAUAAAAAUUAUCAAGAUCGAACUGGACGAUCAAGUUCUGAACAAGACAGAUAUCUUGAGAAUGCUACACCAAAAUAUAAACACGCUUUCUUCUCAAUGCUUACAUUGGUCUGCUUGCUUCUUGCUAUUCUUGGCGUUUGUGUCUACAUUCUUAAGAAGAACAACAAAAGUUUAUCAUCAACAGCUUCAAUCUUAUGACAAAAAUUUAUGUUCCGAUCAAAGUUAUUAAUUGAUCGAAGAUUUUUAUCAAUGAAA